Mesorhabditis belari is the source of this 4452-nucleotide messenger RNA. The record is from the annotation of a GenBank genome assembly. Lineage: Eukaryota; Metazoa; Nematoda; Chromadorea; Rhabditida; Rhabditidae.
AUGACGUCGAUUUCGUUACUUCUGAUAAUAUUGCUCGCACCUUUGCGGAAAACAUUGGAAUUUAUUGAUGAAAGCGCUUGUCCAUUUGGUUGGCAAUCGUCGGGAAGUGCCUGCGUUCGACCAUUUUUGAUAGCCAAGGAUAAAGAAGGCGCGCAAAAAGAAUGUGGACUUGCUGGUGGACGGCUCGUCUCACCCACUGAUUCGCUACUUAUUGGAGAUCUCGUCGAUCUUCUACAGAGCCUCUACGAUUUGGGAUUAGCUGAAACAACUUGGUUGCUUGGGUCGGAAGGAGAGGAUUUCACGGAAAAAGAGGCCGAUUUGUGGAGAACAUCCGCUUUGAGGAGAGAUCCGACCGGAGAAUAUAGAAUUAAUCCGACGAAUAAAAAAAGUCGCGAUUUAUUGGAACAGCCGUCCCAGCCUCAGCUGUUUAUCCCUUCGUCUGCAGUCUUUCACAUAUCGCAAGGAGAAGAUUAUUUAUUUCAACAACAAUUGAUACCAAAAGGCGCUGUCCAUUUGAGCGGGAAUUCCCCGGCGUCAAUCUAUUUCUACCCGCGUCAACUAACGGAUUUUGUCGCUUUACCGUGCACAGCUGAGGGUCAUCCGACACCAAGAAUUACUUGGCACAAAAACGAUGUUGAACUAGUCUCAGCAACCGAUUCGAAUUCCUCAUUUCUUCUAUCGGGUGGCACACUUUUAGUUCCAGCGACUCCAAAUCUUGCGUACACGAAAUUUCACUGCACCGCCUCUAAUAAACUCGGCUCGGUUCGAGGCGCAUCCGUGUUGGUGAGAGCGGCUUUCGUGGAAGCAUUUGCAACAAGGAGAUUCGAUGCAUUCCCGUUAGCUGAUGGAGGAGCUCGACUUGAAUGCAUGGCACCAGCACAUCAACCAAAGUCGAUCACUUAUGCGUGGCACAUUGGUGGAUCAACGGAAAGAUAUCGAGCACAAGAUCAACGAGUUUUCAUUUCCCUUGAUGGAACGCUUCUCUUUUCACACGUGCUUGCUGAAGAUGAUGAAAGUUAUGCCUGUUCUCUCUCAUUGGCCUCAAUGUCUUCUGGACAUUACGGUCCAUUCUUUCGUUUACGAGUUCCCCCUGCAACUCUUCCAUCACCAACUAGAGAAGCUUUCCCACCAAGACUCGAAGUCGGUCAUCCACAGCUUUUCCCAGAACGACCAGCUCCAGGCGAUACAGUCUAUAUUGAAUGCUUUGCGUAUGGAAACCCGGUUCCAUCUUAUCGAUGGACAAGAGUCGACGGGAAACCUUUACCUGAUCGAAGUACCGUUUUGAAUCACGAUCGAGUGUUGAAAAUUGAGAACCUUCAACCACACGAUCAGACAAGAUAUAAAUGUACAGCAGCAAAUGUAAAAGGAGUGGUGAGUGGGGAAGUGACGCUGAUUUUGGCCGGACCACCAGUUGUUCUUCUUCCGUUAGCUCCUCGAUUAGUUGCAACAGAAUCGGAAUGGUCGCUUGAAUGUACACUUCCGUCAUCUGAUCUCACAUCACAAGUUGAAUGGUUUCGAAAUGCUCGUCCCUUGGUUCCACUUCUUAUGCCAGCACACGAACGUCGCCGAUUCACGAUUGAUCACAAUUUAUUACUCAUUCGAGAAACGAAACCAAAUGAUACCGGAAUUUAUGAAUGUGUGGUCAGCAAUGAGAUUGGAUCAACAGUCAGCUCUUCGUUCAUUAAAGUGCUCGACGCGGCGCCAAGAUUUCCGCCUCUUUCAAUGCCAUCAAAGGUUUUUGCGUUAAAAGGGACAACUUUGAGACUUCCAUGUGUUUAUCAAGCCUCACCAUUGGGAACAGCUUUUUGGUCGACUGGUGGCGGGACAAAUUUGCCCACAAAAGGGCGAAUCAGAGAUCAAAAUGGACUACUUGUCAUUGAGAAUCUUAUUUCAGAUGACGCUGGUCUUUUCUUUUGCAUCGUUCGCAAUCGUCUUGGCGAAGAUCAUGCAGCUGUCACUUUGGUUGUCAGUGAUAAAAAAGAGAUUCGCGCAAAGAAUGGGACAAUGAUCUGGGAAAGCGGACGAAAUGUCACUUGUGAGGUUCAGCAUGAGGAAGAAGUCGUCAGGAAGCCCUCCUUUUGCCGAUCUAUUUUUGGAGAAUCUGAUGGGAUCUCGAUAUCGAAAGGAUCCCCACCAGCACCAUUAAAGGUGAAUGCUGUGAACAUUUCUCGUUUCGGAGUCGAUCUCUAUUGGAUUUUGCCAGCGCAGCAUCGAGAAACACGACAAAAUCCGCCUGUGGAAGAAAGUUUCUUGAUUGAAGUGCGGUCGAAAGAUGAUCGACGAUGGAAAACGGUCAAUCGGUCAAUGUUUCAGCGAAUUGAGAAAUCUGUGGAUCGAACAACGGUCGAUGAUCUUUUACCGAAUCAAGACUAUCAGUUCCGUGUGCGCUCGGUGCUCGGCGGACAGAUCGGCGACGCAUCAGCGCCAACAGAAUGGAUUCACACUCCGGCAAGGCCACCCACCGAGGCUCCACAAAGUCUCUCGUGGAAAGCACUCGAUCAAAGCACGAUUUUCGUUGAGUGGGAUGCUGUGGAACAGGAGCAUUCAUCUGGUGACCACCUUCGCUAUUUGGUGACAUGGUCAGAAGAGGCGGCCGAAGGGACGUAUACAAAUGGAUGUCGAGCAGUUAUCCUUGAGGUUCGGGCUUUAAACGAUCAAGGACCAUCAGAUACAGCGACGGAUGCUGUUGCAUUUGUGAAUUCAAAAGGCUCAAUGCGUCAUGUGAACAUCACCGAAAUCCAGGCCUUAAAUGCCACUCAUUUAAAUAUUUCUUGGAGUUGGCAUGGAGCGAGCGACUGUGACGUCACAUUUGCCAUUCAGAUUGAAUGCUUUGCUCCGGAUCAUUUGGUCGGCCCUUUGACCGUCUCUGCUUCAUUCACUAAAUGGAUGGUCGGCGGAUUGAAAGCGUCAACAAUUUAUCGAUGUUCUCUAACACCGGUGGACCCUAGUGGAAGACUUGGAGCAAGAACAGAAACAGAAGCUGUCCGAACCGCAAAACCACCUCCACCCGCAGCUCCUACAAUUGGGCGGCUGGGAUUGGCUGCAAUGCCGGAUGGACAUUUCACUACGAUUAUCGAAUGGACUUCAGUUGAUUUCGGGAAUAUCACAGAUACCACCGAGCUUGGCUACAAGAUCUUUGUCUACAUUUCUGAAACCGCUUCCGAUGCUGUUGUUUUGAAUAUGCCUCUGAAAGCGCUAGUCGACCCUCAACAACCAUCUGCCCGUUUGGAUGGCUUACGACUCAUGUACAAAUACACAGUACAGGUUGCUGCCUAUAAUGCUGGAGGACUUGGACCAAGGAAGAUUGAAUACAAAUUUGUACAGAGUAACAUUCAAUAUUCUAGUGCUUAUGAUGUUUCUUGUGAUGCUUCUUGUGAUGAUGCUCAUCAGAAUGCUCGUGAUGUCCGUGCUCGUGGUGCUUGUGCUCAUGGUGUCCAUGUUCAUGAUGUCCGUGCUCAUGAUGAUGUCCAUGCUCGUGAUGUCCGUGCUCGUGUCCAUGUUCGUGGUGCUUGUGUUCAUGAUGCCCAUGCUCGUGGUGUCCGUGCUCGUGUCCAUGCUCGUGGUGCUUGUGUUCAUGAUGUCCAUGCUCGUCGUGUUCGUGUCCGUGCUCAUGAUGCUUAUGAUGUUUCUUAUGAUGCUUGCCAUGUUUCUUAUGGUGAUCAUGCCCGUGCUCAUGAUGAUGGCCGUGCUCAUGAUGUCCGUGCUCAUGAUGUCCAUGUUCGUGAUGGUGGCCGUGUUCAUGAUGUCCGUGUUCGUGGUGCUUGUGUUCAUGAUGCCCAUGCUCGUGGUGUCCGUGCUCAUGAUGAUGUCCAUGCUCAUGAUGUCCAUGUCCGUGCUCAUGGUGCCCGUGCUCGUGAUGGUGGCCGUGUUCGUGAUGUCCGUGCUCAUGAUGCUUAUGAUGUUUCUUAUGAUGCUUUCCAUGCUUCUUAUGGUGAACGUGGGCAUGCUCAUGAUGAUGGCCAUGCUCAUGAUGUCCGUGCUCAUGAUGUCCAUGCUCAUGAUGGUGGCCAUGUUCAUGAUGUCCGUGUUCAUGAUGGUGGCCGUGUUCAUGAUGGUGGCCAUGCUCAUGAUGUCCGUGCUCAUGGUGGUGGCCGUGUUCGUGAUGUCCGUGCUCAUGAUGCUUCUUAUGGUGUUUGCCAUGUUUCUUGUGAUGAACAUGCCCGUGCUCGUGAUGGUGUCCAUGUUCAUGGCCAUGCUCGUGAUGAUGACCGUGCUCAUGGUGUCCAUGUCCAUGUCCGUGCUCAUGAUGAUGGCCAUGCUCAUGGUGUCCAUGCCCGUGCUCAUGAUGCCCAUGUUCAUGAUGGUGGCCGUGUUCGUGAUGUCCGUGCUCGUGGUGGCCGUGCUCAUGAUGCUUAUGGUGUUUGCCAUGUUUCUUGUGAUGAACAUGCCCGUGCUCGUGAUGGUGUCCAUGUUCAUGCCUGGUGUCCGUGUCCAUGUCCAUGUCCGUGCUCA